This is a messenger RNA of Monoraphidium neglectum, 1326 nucleotides long. RefSeq names its product carrier protein LEU5. Bases 1 to 1326 code for a protein of 441 amino acids. The transcript is spliced from 4 exons. Gene Ontology annotation, biological process: transmembrane transport. NCBI's taxonomy places the organism in Eukaryota, Viridiplantae, Chlorophyta, Chlorophyceae, Sphaeropleales, Selenastraceae. The record is from RefSeq and is a predicted model, not a curated record.
AUGAGCGACGAGGAGGAGCCCCUAGAGACAUGGAUGCUGCAGGAUAUGCUGCAAACCCUGCCGUCAUUUACACGGGAGCUCAUCGCGGGCGGCGUGGCGGGCGGCCUGUCCAAGACAUGCGUCGCCCCCUUGGAACGCGCCAAGAUCCUCAUGCAGACGCGCGGGCCGCAGGCGUCCUCUCUCGGCGGCACCCUCAGGUUCAUGUGGGAGACCGAGCACACCCGAGGCCUUUUCAAGGGCAACCUGGCCAGUGUUCUGCGAAUAGUGCCCUAUGCUGCCUGCCACUUCGCCAGCUACGAGUACUUCCGCCGUCUGCUGCUGGAGAGAGUUGGGGACAGCAGCAGCAGCAGCAGCAGCAGCAGCAGCAGCAGCAGCAGCAGCAACAACAACAACAGCAGCGGCAGCAGCACCACCAUCAACACCACCACAAACAGCGGCACGGACGGCUCCAAGAGGAGCGAUGCCGGCAGCACCAGCAACGGCGAUAGCGGCGACGGCAGCAGCAGCAGUGAGGGUGGUGGCGGCAGCGGUGGUGGGCGCAGCUCGGGCCGGACAGAUCCCGUGUGGGACCUGCUUGCCGGCGCAGCGUCUGGAGCGGUGGCGGUGCUGGCGACGUACCCCCUGGAUCUGGUGCGCACACAGCUUGCAUACACCACAGACGCGCCCCCGGGCGUCGCUGGCGGCAGUAGCAGCAGCAGCAGCGGCGGCAGCAGCAGCAGCAACAGCAGCAGCAGCAGCAGCAGCAGCAGCAGCAGCAGCAGCAGCAGCAGCAGCAGCAGCAGCAUUCGCGCGGUGCUGCGGCGAAGCCUGCGGGAGGAGGGUGUCCGUGGAUUGUACCGUGGCGCGGCGCCGACGUUGUUGGGCAUCCUGCCCUAUGCAGGGCUGAAGUUUUACCUGUAUGCUUGCAUGAAAGACUGGUAUAGAGACUGGGAGCAGGAUGCGGCCGCGGCGGCAGGCGGCAGGGGCGGCGGCGGCGGCGGCGCGCCGACGGGGGAGCGGCUGCCCGUGGGCGUGAUGCUGCUGGCGGGCGGCGUGUCGGGCGUCGUGGCGCAGACGGCGACGUACCCGCUCGACGUCAUCCGCCGCCAGAUGCAGGUGGCGGGGCUCGAGCUGCAGCAGGCGGGCCCCGCCGGCGCCGCGCCGGCGGGGCAGCACCACCGCGCGCCGCGCAUGAUGGAGACGGCACGCCACAUCCUGCAGGAGAGCGGGCCGCGCGGCCUGUUCCGCGGGCUCCACCUCAACUUCCUCAAGGUGGUGCCCUCGACAGCCAUCGGGUUCACUACCUACGAUUUCAUCAAAUCCUAUCUUGGCCUGCACACGCCUUGA